Cuscuta campestris is the source of this 1787-nucleotide messenger RNA. The record is from the annotation of a GenBank genome assembly. NCBI's taxonomy places the organism in Eukaryota, Viridiplantae, Streptophyta, Magnoliopsida, Solanales, Convolvulaceae.
CGGAACUCCUAGCUCAUUGUUUCUCUCUCUAAAAUUCCCCACACCGAUGUCCAUUUUCUCUCUCUAAAACUCUACUGUAUCCGUGCGCUAAACCCUAGAAACUCCCCAAUCCCGCCGUAAUCAGCCGCCGGAUCUGAGCUCUGUCAUGCACGCCUCCGGUGAUCUGAGCUGAUUUCUCGCCGGACCGGUCUGUUUGCUUCCGAUCGCGGGUUCGUUGUUCGGUUGGCGUCGGCGGAGAAAAAUGUAUAAGAACCAGCUGCAGGAACUGGCGCAGAGGAGCUGCUUCAACUUGCCGUCGUAUAGUUGCAUCAGGGAAGGUCCGGACCACGCGCCGCGGUUCAAGGCGACGGUGAAUUUCAACGGCGAGACUUUCGAGAGCCCCCAGUACUGCACCACCCUCCGCCAGGCGGAGCACUCCGCGGCAGAGGUGGCGCUCAAUGCUCUUGCCAACCGCGGAUCUUCCAAUUCGCUUGCUGCCAGGAUAUUGGAUGAGACAGGAGUGUACAAGAAUCUCCUGCAAGAAGUUUCUCAAAGAGUAGGAGCAUCUCUGCCGGUGUACACAACAUUCAGAUCAGGCCUAGGACACCUACCUGUCUUUACUGGUACUGUGGAGUUGGCGGGCGUUAUAUUUAGGGGAGAGCCUGCUAAAAAUAAAAAGCAAGCUGAAAAAAAUGCAGCUAUGUCAGCUUGGUCAUCCCUAAAAUUAUUGGCACAACAAUCGGAGAGUUCAAUGCCGCCAGAUAAAGGGAGAAAUGAUGAGCAAGAACAUGUAACUGUAGCACGAGCUCUGCACAAAUUUCUGAUCAAGGCAAAGUUGGCCAGAAUACCAUUUCCCAUAAACUUUUCAGCCCCAACUCCAAGACCCUCAAAUAAUACACAGCAAGUUACAGCCACCACCUCCAAAAUACUUCCCCUGAUAUGCCCAAGAACAGCCACCCACAACCGACCUCUCAGUCCGGGAUGUCUAAGACCUACUACUGCCCAGACCAGACCUAAUCUGGCUGAGAAGUUUCCGGCCGCCAGUGCUGCCCCUUACAUCCCAAUUCGGCAUUUUGGCCCCCACCAUAGGGUUGCACCUCCAGUGACGAUACGGAGUGCCAUUCCCGUAUUCUCCGCACCACCGCUGCCUCAGUCUCCAAAAGUAGUAGGGCCCGCAACGCCAGGAAUGGCUCCAUCUGUCUCUAUAAGACAUGUUGCACCUGUUAAUGCUACCCCUCCCCCUGUUCGUGCAGAGGAGUUAUCAAACGCGAAGGAGCUGUCAUCUUCUAAAGCUCUGCCAGACAACUCCCCGGAAAUUCGUGUUCAUCACCAACAACCUAAACCUGCAUCAGAGAGAGCAGAGGAACCUCCUAGUAACCUUGGAACAGUCUCAGAGGAAAAACAGGUUGCUGUGAAGGAGGAGAAGCAGCAGCAGGAGGAGAAGCAGGAAAUUGAGGAGUUGAAACAGCUAAAAAUCUAAUGUCAGCCAAAGAGUUUCAGGAAACAUUCCAACAGCCCCAUGUGCUGCUGUUGGGUGCCACAACUGUAUGUGUGGCCUUGUUGUAGUUUUAUUUUAUUCUCAGUUUGUUUUUUUUGUCUUUCAAAAUACUGUUGUUCUUUUAAGUAGAGUUUAAGUAGCUAUCUUAAAAAAAAAGUGCUUGAAACGUUUGGAAUGGGUACUAGGUGUGCUUCUGUGUUGUUGUGAGAGGUGAAUGCCUUCUGGGUGGGAGGCUAAGGCAGUGGGUGUUAGCUCAUAUUGUCAAUGUUAUAGAAACCGAUUCAACCAGAAGCUCGGGUGUUUGGUUCUA